UGUCUUGUAAUAUUUCAUCUGGAUCCAGAAGAAUAAGAAGACACAGAAAGAAUUACUUUGUUGUUGUUCAAAAGCUAGUGCAGCAUUAACAAGGACCAGCAAGGCUGCAGUUGGAAUAUUGUCAUCUUUUACAAGCUGUGGUGAAAUUUUAAGCAUACGAAACUGAGCAAGUCAGCGAACAUCCAUCCAGAAAGAAGAAACAGAUCCGGGAUAUGGAGAAGCUACAAGCAGAAAGAUGUCGCCGCGUGGUGCUAGUUGCAUACCCACUGCAAGGGCACUUGAAUCCACUGCUUGAUCUGGCCAACAUCCUUCAUUCCAGGGGUUUCUCAAUCACAAUUGUGCACACCAAAUUCAACUUUCCCGAUCGUGCCAACCAUCCUGAUUUUCAAUUUGUGCCGAUUUCAGAUGGUAUAUCGAGCUGGGAUGUCUCGCCUUCCAAUCUUGUACGUUUAGCAUCUGCUAUCAACACAAAUUGUAGAGAACCUUUCAGGGAAUGCUUAAGUCAAAUGAUGCAGCAGCAGCAGGAGGAGAAACAACAUGAUCAGGUUGUGUGCAUCAUCUAUGAUUUUCUCAUGCAUUUUGCAGAAACAGUGGCGAAUCAAAUGAGUCUUCCUAGCAUCAUUUUUAGGACCAGCAAUGCUGCUGCAUUGCUUUCUUUGUGCAAACUUCCCAGGCUUAAAGCAGAGGGCUUUAACUGCUUGCAAGAUUCUACAUCGAACGAGUUGGUUCCAGGACUUCAUCCUUUAAGGUUCAAGGAUCUACCAACUGCCAGCAUGGGUAACUUAGAGAAUUUAUUACAACUGGUUGCAGUUGUAUGCAACAUAAGAACUUCUAGUGCCAUCAUUCAGAACACCAUGGACUGCCUUGAGUAUUCCUCAUUGAGACAGCUUCAGGAGCAUUACAGUGUUCCACUUUUCACAUUAGGCCCUUUGCACAAGAUGGCUCUUGCAAAACCAAUAAAUUUAGUAAGCAAAGAUGACAACACCUGCAUUGAAUGGCUUGAAAAGAAGGCUCCAAACUCAGUGAUUUAUGUAAGCUUUGGAAGCAUCGCGAGAAUGGAUCAGAAUGAAUUAACAGAGAUGGCAUGGGGUCUAGCUAACAGUGAUCAACCGUUCCUCUGGGUUAUCCGGCCUGGCUUAGGUGGUGGCUCAGAUGCACAUUUGCCCGAGGGUUUUCAAGAGCUUACUGGUAACAGAGGCUGCAUAGUGAAAUGGGCACCCCAAAAGGAUGUCUUAGCACACCCUGCUGUUGGGGGAUUUUGGAGCCACUGUGGCUGGAAUUCGACUUUGGAAAGUAUAAGCGAAGGAGUACCAAUGAUAUGCAAGCCAUAUUUUGUCGACCAAACGGUGAAUGCAAGAUACCUGACUCAUGAAUGGGGCAUAGGCAUAGAACUGGAUGAAGUGAUGCAGAGAACAAAUGUUGCAAAAGCUAUAAGAAGAAUCUUAGUUGAAGAAGAAGGCUCGAGAAUGAGGCAGAAAGUGAUUGCUCUCAAGGAACAGAUCAAACAUUGCAUCAAGGAAGGUGGUUCUUCUUACAAUUCUUUGAAUGAGUUAGUGCAGUUCAUAUCAUCCCUCUGAUUU
Messenger RNA from Coffea eugenioides, 1580 nucleotides. RefSeq names its product UDP-glucose iridoid glucosyltransferase-like. Gene Ontology annotation, molecular function: UDP-glycosyltransferase activity. The record is from RefSeq and is a predicted model, not a curated record. The transcript has 2 exons. Bases 213 to 1577 code for a protein of 454 amino acids. NCBI's taxonomy places the organism in Eukaryota, Viridiplantae, Streptophyta, Magnoliopsida, Gentianales, Rubiaceae.